UCUGGAUGAUAAAAUAACCGUUUCUUUCAGACAGAAAUAGUUUCUCAUCAAGAAAGCAACCAGGUUAAUUCCCAACAUCCACUGUGUGUAUUUGUUUUUUCUUUUAAAAACGUUAGUGUACCUGUUUGAUACAUCAUGGAGAAAAGACCAAUCAAAUUUGGGAUUAUUCUUACUUUGGCUGUUUCAGCACUCCUUUUCUUUGCUGAUGUUGUGCCUGUUGCCCGUUUACGGAGGGCAACACCCAGCAGCAGUGACAAGACCACCCCAGCUACGCUGUCCGCAUACUAUUUAUGCGUCAGAAUCACCAACCAGAUUUACACUGAGUCACUCAAUAAUCAAAGCUCUAAGGAGUACAAACAGCUGAGGAAACAGGUGGAACAGAUGAUGGAUGACGUCCACAGCGCUUUGCCAGAGUCUGACAAAUAUAUGGGUGUAUUUGAUAUAAUCUUCAGUAAUGGAUCAGUCAUUGCAAACUCGACAUUAAUGUUUGGGACUACAUUCAUGAUCAUUCCAACUUUGGUUAAAGGUCUACUUUCCACUCAUAUCCAAUCAAAUAAAUCCAAAACCCUUGACCUGGACCUCACCUAUACUGAAGGUAAAGAAGAUGGCAACCUCAUCUACUUCUGCUGUGUAGCAGCCUGGUCAACUUCCAAUAAAAGCCACACUACCUCUUGUAGCACGUACAACAGCAACCGUAACUUCCUCACCCCCAUCUACCACAAAUACCCCUGCAGCAACGACUACUACAGCUGCCUUAGUUAG
This is a messenger RNA of Salvelinus fontinalis (brook trout), 762 nucleotides long. RefSeq lists its product as uncharacterized. NCBI's taxonomy places the organism in Eukaryota, Metazoa, Chordata, Actinopteri, Salmoniformes, Salmonidae. The record is from RefSeq and is a predicted model, not a curated record. The transcript has 5 exons. Bases 136 to 762 code for a protein of 208 amino acids.